CGUCAAAAUACAAAAUGCUGCACGAGUCUGCCAUUCGCUCGUACUUUCUGGGCCUCGUCGGCGGAGCGGGCAUCUUGGUCACCCUUGUGCACUGCGAGGUCUGGACGUGGGGCGUCUACAUGCUCGCAAUGUCCGUCUUCCACUUUGGUGAAUUCUACGUCACGGCCAGGUUCAACAGCAAAGUCGUCAAUCUCGAUUCCUUCCUCCUGAAUCACAGCAACGAGUACCUUAUUGCCGCUGCUGUCAGCUGGGCCGAGUUUUGGCUCGAGCAGUGGCUCUUCCCAUCCGUCAAGCAGGUUUCUGGAUUGGUUUAUCUUGGCCUCGUCUUGAUUGUGGUUGGCGACGGCAUUCGCAAGUACGCAAUGUACACGGCUGGAGUCAGCUUCAACCAUCUCGUGCAAGACACCAAGAAGGACGAUCAUACCCUCAUCAAGCAUGGCCUUUACGGUAUCGUUCGCCAUCCUUCGUACAUGGGUUGGUAUCUCUUCAGCGUCGGCACCCAGCUGCUUCUGGUCAACCCUGUCUGCCUCGUCGGCUACGCUGUUUUCAUUUGGAAGUUUUUCAGCGAGCGCAUCGUAUCGGAAGAGUACUAUCUUCUCCGUCACUUUGGCGAAGCCUACAGGGAUUACCAAAAGCAAGUACCCCUCACCGGUGUUCCAUUCGUGCAAGGCUGCGUGCCUGUGGUGACUCGUACUCCCAAGCAGGAGUGAAUCGAAGUGUUUUCGGAGAUAUGGAAAAAAUGCGCCUUCAUAACGUUGCCUUUCCCUCUUCCCCGCACCUCAAUACACUUCAACGAUGUUGCACCGUGUUUGGAACUGCUCAUGUGCACACUGCUAUCCGUUUGUGCUUGUUGAAAUCAACAAUAAUCUCGUUUCGUGGUCAAUGUUUCAAGUUUCCC
Molecule: messenger RNA, 898 nt
Organism: Capsaspora owczarzaki ATCC 30864
Lineage: Eukaryota; Filasterea; Ministeriida; Capsasporidae
Product: protein-S-isoprenylcysteine O-methyltransferase
Exons: 6
Coding region: 15-710 (231 amino acids)
Biological process (GO): C-terminal protein methylation
Cellular component (GO): endoplasmic reticulum; membrane
Molecular function (GO): protein C-terminal S-isoprenylcysteine carboxyl O-methyltransferase activity
Source: RefSeq, a predicted model, not a curated record